AUGGACGUGUCGAAUGUGUUAAUCCGCGAGCUAAGUUCCCGCGAGUGGCGCCGUUUCGAAGCGCACCACUGCCUACCGGCCGAUGCCAUCGAUCCGGCUUCCCGCCCGCAAGUACUGGCCAAGUUCAAUAUACACUUUUACGAGUACGAAGAAGACGAGGCUCACCCGGAACCAAGCGAACCACCGGUGGUAACGGUCCUUCUUAACGAGGCCUCACCAUCACCAGCCAGCCCAGCCGGUGGGAAACGGUCAUCGCCGGAUCAGAAACAACCCGCCUUAGCGGGCCAGGAAGAGCAUCAAUUAGCCGAAACGACCCGGUCGGUUACCAGCAAGGUUCAAGAGGAACGGCAGCAGGCCACUCAUUUGCCCAGCAUUAAAGGUUGUAGGUUAUGUUUACCGCGUACCGUUUUGCAGUCUGCGCGCUGCGGUUCUAGCGAGUGAAUCUCCGGUUCUGUUUGUUGUUCUCUCGUUGUUCUAACGCUAGAUGAUGAAGGUAUCCUCGGGCUCAGCAACGAACUGGCCGAAAAGA
Messenger RNA from Anopheles aquasalis, 529 nucleotides. RefSeq lists its product as uncharacterized. NCBI's taxonomy places the organism in Eukaryota, Metazoa, Arthropoda, Insecta, Diptera, Culicidae. The record is from RefSeq and is a predicted model, not a curated record.